Rotaria sp. Silwood2 is the source of this 201-nucleotide messenger RNA. Lineage: Eukaryota; Metazoa; Rotifera; Eurotatoria; Philodinida; Philodinidae. The record is from the annotation of a GenBank genome assembly.
AUGAAUUCAUCAAAAUCAUCUUUUAAUUUGGGUCGUGUAUUUGAAAUUUUAAAUGCAAGACAAGAACCAAAAAUCAUUGAAUCAUAUUCAGUAACACAAACAACACUGGAACAAAUAUUUGUUCAACUUGCUGGUGAAGAUGAAGAUCUUUCAUCUGAUCAAGAUCAAAAUAAUGAACAAAUUGUUGAAAAAAUUGAUUAA